Molecule: messenger RNA, 657 nt
Organism: Fusarium odoratissimum NRRL 54006
Lineage: Eukaryota; Fungi; Ascomycota; Sordariomycetes; Hypocreales; Nectriaceae
Exons: 3
Coding region: 1-657 (218 amino acids)
Source: RefSeq, a predicted model, not a curated record
AUGAUGCUCCACAGCAGACCCGACUCUGCGAAAAAGUUCCAAGGCGAGAUGGAUCGCUACAAGCAGAGCGCGGAAUACCAGCAUCCCGUCAUGCAGAAAGUCAUCUCUACGCUCAAGGAGAACUUUGACAAAGUGACCAAGGAUAUGAGCGUCCUGCUUGCCAACAACCUCGCCAGUUUUGUUCGGUAUGAACUUACAAAUUUGAGCUCAAGUGUCGCGGCGCACAUUACCCUUUGUUCUGUCUACAAUAUGGUGAGCGAGGAAGAGCAGGAACUUCUUUUCAUUGCGUCUUCUCUUGAUGAUCGCGUUGAGCCCGAAGACGAGCCCGAAGACGAACAGAGUGAUAGUGACGAUCUUGCCAUCGCUCGAACAACCGAGUCGUCCGCUCCCGCUCACACCUCCGAACGUGCAAAGAUGGAGAGCAGACUCGCCGACAUGGAGGCUCAUUUUCUUGUCAUUCGCAACCAGCAGAAACGACAGUCCGAAUUGAUCGAAGAGGGCAUCCAGACGAUCCGCGAGAUGGCCAAGUCUCUCAAAACGGAGAAGGAGCAGACUGAGUUGAGUCGCGAGGAAGCUGAGGUCGAAAUUGCUUCAUAUGAACUGGUGACUCACGGCGUCAACUCCAAUGAUGUUGCAGUUGAGGACGAAGUCGAUUAG